AUGGAGCAACUUCAAGAGAACCAAGUUGUCCUUCAAGAAGAAGUAUCCCAAAUGCGGUCCCAAAUGCGGCAAUUGAUGGAGACUAUUCAAGCAGUCGCAAGAGGUCAGGAGAUUAUGGAAAAAAUGCAAGAAGAAAUGAACCAACGUGCCAGUACUACCAAUCCUCCUACUCCUCGAACGGUCGAGAAUCCGACUCCAGUUCCUCAACUUGAUCCUCCAAUCAACAUUAAUGCACCCGGCGGUGUUCCAAACGAUAAUCCUCGUCCUCAUGCUCUUGAGACAGACGACCAACUUGAUGCAUUCUUCAUCCCAAGGGACGCUUCUCAAGAUGACGCCUUCGGUUCUGCAACCAACAAGGUGGAAAGGAAGGUAAAGGCUAUCGAGGAAAAGCUCAAGGCAAUGGGGAGCACCGACAUUUUAGGCCUCGAUGCGGCAGAAAUGUGCUUAGUACCUGGGGUCAUCAUUCCGGCCAAGUUCAAAGUUCCGGACUUUGAAAAAUAUAAGGGAAAUAGCGACUCUAGGACACACAUUAGGGCAUACUGCCGAAAGAUGGCUGCCUAUUCCAGCGAUGAUCAACUUCUAAUGCAUUUUUUCCAGGAUUUCCUCAGUGGGGCAUCUUUGGAUUGGUACAUGCAACUCGAGGGCAACCAUAUUCACACCUGGAGGGAAAUGGCUGAGGCAUUCCUCAAGCACUAUCAGUACAACACUGAUAUGGCACCUAAUCGCACGCAGUUGCAAAAUUUGACUCAGAGGUCUGAGGAGUCCUUCAAAGAGUAUGCCCAGCGGUGGAGGGAAUUAGCUGCUAGGGUACAACCCCCAUUGCUAGAAAGAGAACUGGUAGACAUGUUUAUGGGAAACUUGCAAGGUCCAUACCUUGAUAGAAUGGUAGGGAGCACCUCUUCAGGCUUUUCCGACCUGGUCUUAGCCGGUGAAAGGAUAGAAAAUAUGAUUAAAAUGGGAAAGAUCCAGAACUCUGCCAGUACUUCUAGUGCAUCAAAGAAACCUUUUGUUCCCUAUGGUAAAAAACGAGAAGGCGAGACCAAUGUUGCCUCCAUCAUUCGAACAAGAAAUCCCACUUAUCCACAAGUGGCUGCCAUAGCUCCCGUCCAACCAAGUCAACAACAACCAUUGGCAAUUCCUGUUCAAACUCAACAACAACAACGGUAUCAACAACAACCGCAACAUCAGCAGCCACAAUAUCAACAACAACAAAGGAUGCGAAGGCCCGAGAGAAGAUUUGACCCAGUUCCCAUGCCUUAUAGCCACAUUCUACCAUAUUUAUUGAGGGGAUCACUUGUGCAACUAAGAGAGUUAGGACCCCCUCCAGCGGUUCUUCCUCCCGGUUAUGAUGCAAAUGCCCGCUGUGAAUUUCAUUCUGGCGCUCCCGGGCAUUCGAUCGAGAAUUGUAAAGCAUUAAAAUACAAGGUUCAAGAUCUUAUUGACUCUAAGGCAAUCACGUUCGCCCCCAAGAGGCCGAAUGUGAAUAAUAACCCGAUGCCCCCUCACAAUAAUGCAUCGGUGAAUAUGAUGGAAGCUGACAAUGGAAGGAAAUUGAUGGCCUGUGUGGACGAGUUAAAAACACCACUCAUCGAGAUCAAGAAUGAUUUAAUGAAGAAUAAUGUAUUUCCCAUCUGUGGUAAUUCCUGUGAACACUGUCUGAUUAACCCGCAACAAUGUGGAACAUUGAAGUCUGUCAUACAACAAUUAAUGAACCAAGGGAUCUUGGUGGUAGACUGUCCGUCCACAAAGGAAGAUGUGUCUACCCUCGAGAUACCAUACGAUGAAGUCCCUCCUCUGCAAAUUCCAUAUGACUUCUCUCAGUUAACUCUAUCGACAAAUCCUGUUACUCCAAUCGUAAUAACAGUUCCCACACCAUUCCCAUAUGUUGACACCAAGGCAGUCCCAUGGAUGUAUGACACCUCAGUCUACAUUCAGGGUCAGAUGGUGCAAGAAGAACCGUUGAAGUCUAGUGACCCAAUGAUCAAUAUCAAUGGCACUAGCGGAGUCACGAGAAGUGGAAGGAUAUUUGCACCGACACCCACUCCAAUUGGAACUAUCAAUCCUUCAACUUCAGACAAAGGCAAACAAAUUGAUGGCGCUCAGCAAAGACAAGACCCCACACCUUCAGGUGAAGUAGACGAGUUCUUACGCAUCAUCAAGAAGAGCGAUUAUCGAGUAAUUGAUCAACUUAACCAGACACCCUCGAAGAUCUCAAUGUUGUCUCUAUUGAUGUGCUCGGAGGCCCAUAGGGAGGCUUUGGUAAAGUUUCUGAGGACAGAUCAUGUACCACAAGAGAUAUCUGUUUGUCAGUUUGAAGGAGUAGUUAACAAUAUCGCUACUAGCUUAAGCUUAGUCCUAUCAAGAGUUUUGGUAGACACUGGGUCUUCCCUCAAUGUGAUGCCUAAGAGUUCCUUUGCUAAACUAACUAUUGAAGGACUCGUAAUGAAGCCGAGUGAGCUUAUAGUAAGAGCAUUUGAUGGGACUAGAAGGACUGUAAUCGCUGAUGAUAAGCUAGUUGUUGUCGAGGGUGAGGAGGACAUUAUGGUAAGUCACCUCGCAUCUUUCCGAUACGUUGAAGGAGAAGGGGAGAUAAGAGAAGUCCCAUUCCAAUCAUUCGAAGUUAUCAAUGUUGAAAUGGUUUGCCCAGCAAGGGAUGAAUCAAAAGAUGUCGAAUCUCCCAUGGCAUCUCUUAAAGACGCCCUGACAAUUAUAAAGGAUGGACACCCCCAAGGAUGGGGAAGAUUGCUUGAACUCCCUGCCAACAAGGACCGCACCGGUUUGGGAUACAACUCCCAAAAUUUGAAGAAGCCCGCGCCGAUAGCUACAAGGGGAUCAGUGCUCCCGCUGUCCGACAACUUCUCAAGUGUUGGUUACCUGGAUGACAAUCGUAUUUGUGCCGUGGAAGAAGAAGAAGAAGAAGAAGAUGAUGGCUUGAUCUUCACAAAGACUGAUGGAAAUGGUGCCACCAAAUGGACCGAGUUUGAAAUACCUAAAGUGACCUUGAUUAAAAUAUCAUCCUCGACAACCACCAAUGACAAUUCUGCUACAGUCUCAUACAGCUUUGACAACCCGAUUAAUCAAGCUGAUGAAGAGUGUGAGGAAGAGGCCGAACUCCCAGAAGAAUUGGCAAGGCUUCUCAAGCGAGAGGAAAAAGUCAUUCAGCCGCACGAAGAAUCAGUGGAAGUGAUUAACCUUAGGACAGAUGAGGAAGCGAAAGAAGUCCGAGUCGGCUCUGCUCUACAAGACGAGGUGAAGACAAAAUUGAUUGAGCUCUUGAAGGAAUACAAAGAUGUGUUUGCAUGGUCAUACCAAGAUAUGCCCGGCCUCGAUACUGACAUUGUGGUCCAUCAUCUAUCCCUUAAAGAAGAAUGUUCUCCAGUAAAGCAAAAACUACGAAGAACCCGUCCCGACAUGGCUAUGAAAAUCAAGGAGGAGGUACAAAAGCAGCUCAACGCCGGCUUCCUAGCGGUCUCCAAUUAUCCUCAAUGGAUAGCUAACAUUGUGCCUGUACCUAAGAAGGAUGGCAAAGUAAGGAUGUGCAUAGAUUACAGAAAUCUAAAUAGAGCAAGUCCCAAAGAUGACUUUCCACUUCCACACAUUGACGUGCUAGUAGAUAAUACCGCCCAGUUCUCUGUUUUCUCUUUUAUGGAUGUUUUUGUUGACUUUUGGGUGUUGUUAAUUGUGAACCUUUGCAGUGUUUUGCGGUUUGGAUUUGAUUUAGAAGCUGAUAGUAAGAAUUUUCUGUGA
Lathyrus oleraceus (garden pea) is the source of this 3747-nucleotide messenger RNA. RefSeq lists its product as uncharacterized. Bases 1 to 3747 code for a protein of 1248 amino acids. Gene Ontology annotation, biological process: proteolysis. NCBI's taxonomy places the organism in Eukaryota, Viridiplantae, Streptophyta, Magnoliopsida, Fabales, Fabaceae. Gene Ontology annotation, molecular function: aspartic-type endopeptidase activity. The record is from RefSeq and is a predicted model, not a curated record. The transcript has 5 exons.